This is a messenger RNA of Salmo salar (Atlantic salmon), 9058 nucleotides long. Lineage: Eukaryota; Metazoa; Chordata; Actinopteri; Salmoniformes; Salmonidae. The record is from RefSeq and is a predicted model, not a curated record.
GGGGAGCAAGGAGGCCAGUCGAGGGGGGGUGAUGGGAGAGGGGGACCAGGUCCAGAGCAGGCUGGAGAGGAUCUGGACAUUUCUCUGCCUGCCUGACACCUACAGACUGGACAUGGCCAUCAAGUACAGCUCCCACGCACGCAGGGACCAGCUGGAGGAGGCUAGCGGGGCACCUCUCUAGCCAGGAUGGAUGAGUCCAAGCACCGGAGCAAACUCAACUCCCAGAUCUGUUCUCUGGAGAAGGUGUUGUCUAAGAUUCUCCAUCACAUUACAGACAGCUUCCGCGACACUGUCACCUACAAGGGGAGGCCGUACAGGGAGGAGGGACCGCAUCGAGAUUCUCUAUUGGCUGCAGCAGGAGCGCCGGGUCCAGGCUCUGGAGAGGGUGGUGGAGGGGAGGGGCUCUCUCCCCACCAGACUGCCCCCCCCUCAACUCCAACCUUCGGCUGUACCCGGGCACCCACCCCACCCCCCAAGGACACACCCCGACCCUCAGCCAGAGACCCCACCCUCACACACACAGCUGCUCCAACCCAACCCAGCCGAGCUCAGUGUAUCCAGUAUAAGUUUGAACGUUGUAAGCAAAUUAAUAGAAUGCUUGGAAAAUUGUUUGUAUGCACCGCUUGGAAGGAAAUAUUAUAUUUGAUCAUUUGUAUGUAUUCAUAUUAUAUAUAAUCCAUUAUCAUUAUCACUUGUCAAGUAAAUGUAUUAACGUGAUUGGAUAAUAUAUAUGCACUACUAGUAGGUUCAUCUGACAUUGACAACAUUUGAUAUGGUGAAUAUUUUGUCAUUAAUGUCGUGGAAAAUUGUCUCAAAAAUAUAACACUCUUACAAGAACUUGUGAAUUCAAUAUAGACUUUAAUACAGAGUAGCAAAGCCGAGCCCUUCCAUGGAAGGACCCUAUUACACACGUAACAGAGCCAAGCCCCUCCAUGAAAAAGACUAAAUUCUCAUAUUACAGAGUCCUAUCUUUAUAGGAUUUUGUCUUUGCAUAACGUGUAGAGUCCCCUCCCUCUAUAUGAAAAUAGCUUUCCUUGACCUUUCUCCAUUAUUAUCUUUCCCAACAACGCUCAUAUCUGCUUCUGAUUAGAUUAUAAUGGUGGCGGGGAACUCUGUAUGUCAUACAAAAAUAACGCAUGCAUUACAUGCUCAUGUUUGGUCCUUUUGCUACCAUCCUCCUUCCUGUGCCCUUCUGACUUUGGUAUGUCUGGCUGUCAUAAAUGUACUUAUGGCCUUGGCUAAUGUACUCAUUGCUCGUGUAAUCUUAAGAGACUGAUGAUAAUAAGGUUUCAGAAGAGGUAAAUACAGAACUCAAGUCCAGUUGCCAGGUUACUGCACAACCCGCAGUGGCCUGUUAUCUUAUUUGGAAAUAUCAAUUGUACAGGGUGUCACCUUCUCUUCCUAUGGCCAAUGUACUUAUGUCUUUGCUACUUCAGCAUAGCAACUACACUUAUUUAUAUUACUUAGCUCCCACAUUAAUAAUUUACAUUAUUUUCUUCUGAGUGUGGCAGAAACAUGCAACUCUAAGUGCCAUGACAAAAGGAACGCUGUUUGCACCUUGAGUCUAUUUAGGGCCACUGGUAAGUGUCUUAUCAGUAUUACCAAGUGAAAUACCAAAGAUACUGAGCUAGCACUGCGGGCCUACAAGUUUACAAUGAACAACAAGCUGUCACGUAUCACCAGGCAGCAUGCUCCCAUCUGCCUAGUUACAGUCAAGCAUGCAUUAUCUCACCCUCUCACGUGAGCGCGAAACGCCACCGCAUUGGUCAUUUCAGACCGAGGGAAGUUGUUUUUUGUUGUAAUUCAGGAAGAACCCUACUCAUUUAAAAAAUAGGUGUUUUUUGUUGUUGUCAGAAUUACAUUAUUUAGAAAGGAAAUUAUUAUAAUCCUGACCACUGUGGAUAGCGAGCUCCUGUGUCGAGCAAAUAGAUACAUAGAUAGUUCCCGCUCAAUGCUGGCCUGUCAGAGGGAGGAGGAGCGUGGUUUAAACUUGCUCCUCCUAACGUCGGCGUGCAGGCUGAUCCCAGCGUCGUGACGCACUUCCUGUUGCCGGUUGUAGUUCUUCUUGUCUUCAACAGUUGAUUUACCCGUAGUUUAUGUACUUAGCAUAGCUUCCCCAGUAUAUUAUAUAAGUUAUGCAUACAAAUAGCCAGUUCAACCCUAACACCUGACUGACUGACAAAAGCCUACAAUCAAUGUUCACUCUAAAGAGGAAAUUUGCUAACUUUGGAAAUUAGUUCCCUUCACCUGCCAAUCAAUCACCAUUCCAGCCCAGCCACCCCACCUGUGUGGUCGGACCAGGUCUGGCCCGUUGGCAUGGCGAUGAUGGAGGAAGGGGCGCGGAGCUGCCUGCUUCAGUCACGCUCCAGCCUGGAGCAGGACAUCAGGGCUUCCUACCUGAUGGAUCACAUGAUCAGUGAUGGCGUGCUGACGGGGGACGAGGAGGACAGGAUCAGGAGCAAGCCCACCAGGAAAGAGCAGGCGGCGGCCCUGCUGGAGCUGCUCCUGAGGAAGGAUAACCAGGCCUACAUCUCCUUCUACAAUGCCCUGGUCCGCGAGAGCUACGGAGACCUGGCCAGCCUGCUCCACAACAGCCUGCCCCUGAUCUCCCCUGAGGCUGAGAAGAGCUUCUCAGAUGGGGGCACCCGCUAUGUCCAGGCGGUGCUGAGUGAGGGCGGCGUGCCCCAGAGACCCGUGGUGUUUGUGAGCCGGCCAGCCCUGGUAAACCGGGUCAGGGAGAAGCUCUACCGCUUGCAGGAGCCCGGCUGGGUUACUGUGUUCGGCAUGGCCGGCUCCGGCAAGUCAGUCUUGGCUGCGGAGGCAGUCCGAGACCACGCACUCAUCACAGAGUGUUUUCCAGGAGGAGUCCACUGGCUGUCCAUAGGCCAGCUGGACCGGUCUGACCUGCUGGUUAGGAUCCAGUCACUGUGUUUCCGCCUGGAGCAGCAGAGCCAGGAGAAAGACCCCUCGUCCUCCCUCCACCGGUCUCCUGGCUCUCUGGAGGAGGCCAAGGAGCGACUACGCUUCCUCAUGCUCCGUCGUUACCCCAGGUCGUUGCUGAUACUGGAUGACAUCUGGGACAGCUCUGUGAUCAAGGCCUUUGACAUCCAGUGUCGAGUACUGCUCACCACCCGAGACAGAAGCCUAGCCGACUGUGUCAGCGGUUCUAAGUCUGAGGUGGCAGUGGAGAGUGGUCUGGAGGAAGAUCAGGCCUUGGAGAUCCUCGCCCUGUAUGUCAACGGGAAACCCCAGAGACUCCCAGAACAGGCCCGCAGCAUUGUCCGAGAGUGCAAAGGCUCCCCCUUGGUGGUGUCCCUAAUCGGGGCCCUGCUGCGGGAGUUCCCGGACCGCUGGGCCUACUACCUGCACACGCUCCAGCAGAAGAAGUUCAAGCGUAUCCGUAAGUCGUCUUCGUAUGACUACGAUGCCCUUGACCAGGCCAUGGCUGCCAGCAUCCAGGUCCUGUCUGAUGAACACAGGGAGCUUUACAUUGACCUCACUGUGCUGGAGAAGGACGUCAAAGUACCUGCCAAGGUUCUGUCGGUUCUGUGGGAUCUAGAACCGGAGGAGGUGGAGGACGUUCUCCAGGACUUUGUGAACAAGUCCCUACUGUUCCGUGACUGUCACCACCGGCCCUACCUCUACUACCUCCACGACCUCCAGCUGGACUUCCUGGCUGAGAUGAACCGCUCUGGUCUAGAAAGCCUCCACACCAAGGUGGUGCGUCAGUACCAGCAGCGCUACAGCCAGGGUCCCCCCACCUCAGGAGAUGAAGAGUGCCUCUACUGGUUCAGAUUCCUCACCUACCACAUGGCCAAGGCCAACCUCACACAGGAGUUGUGCUCUCUGAUGUUCUCUCUGGACUGGGUCAGAACUAAAGCUCAGAUUAUGGGACCGGCUCAUCUCAUCAAUGACUAUGUGGAGUACGGCGCCAUACUGGACAAAGAGAACAGCGAGGUGCGGGGCCACUUCCAGGAGUUCCUGUCUCUGAACGGCCACCAGUUGGAGCAGCGUCCGUUCCCUGACGUAGUGCAGCUGGCCCUGUCCCAGCCAGACUCCUCUGAGGUGUACCGCCAGGCCCUGCUGCAGGCGCAGGAGAGGGCCACCAGAGGGGGACUCUACCUUGACUGGAUGAACAAAAGUAGUCUGAAGAGCCUGUCUCGUCUGGUGGUCCAGCCCCACCAGGGGUCCAUCUACGCUGCCUGCUUCUCCCACGACGGCACCAAGAUCGCCUCCUGUGGCUCCAGCAAGACACUGCGAGUGUUUAAGAGCACCUCUGGGGAGAAGAUGCUGGAGAUCCAAGCCCACGACGAUGAGGUGCUCUGCUGCGCCUUCUCCCCAGAUGACCGUCUCCUAGCAACCUGCUCUAGUGAUAGGAAGGUCAAGGUUUGGAACGUGGAGUGUGGGACUCUGAUGAGGAUGUUUGAGGAGGAACACGAGGAGCAGGUCAACCACUGUCAGUUCACCAACACACGUCGACGCCUCCUACUGGCCACCUGUUCCAACGACAAGUUCUUGAACACCAAGCUGUGGAACAUCAAUAAACCCUCCUCCCAGAACACCAUGUUUGGUCAUUUGGAGCCUGUCAAUCACUGCUGUUUCUCCCCUGAUGAUGCCUACCUCUCCACCUCUUCCAGCGACGGAACCCUGAAGCUGUGGGAGGUGUCCUCAGCCAAUGAGUGGAAGUCCAUAGACGUGGCGGACAUGUUCCCGGAGCAGAGAGAGCAGACUGCGGUCAUGGUGAAGUGCAGCACCUGGUCAGCAGACGGCAGGACCAUCAUCUGUGCUGCCAGGAACGCGGUCUUUGUGUUUGAUGUAGAGACGGCGGCCAUGUUGUUGGAGAUCCGGACCAGUCGUCUGAGCACGGUGCAGUACUGUCACUCCUGUCCCAGCAGCAACCUGGUGGCCAUCGCACUGUCACACUAUGCUGUGGAGCUGUGGGACAUAGAGACCAGUAAGAAGAUGGCUGACUGUAGUGGUCAUCUGAGCUGGGUCCAUGGAGUCCAGUUCUCCCCUGACGGAUCUCUACUGCUCUCCUGUUCUGACGACCAGACCGUCAGGGUGUGGGAGACCAAUAGAGUCCACACCUCCUCGGCUGUCUGUCUGAAGAGGGACUCUGACGUGCUCUUUAACAACGGUGACAUUACCGUGGUCGCCGCCGACAAUCGCAACAGACUGCAGGUGAGGAAUGGGAGGACCGGAGCGGUGAUGUUCCAGUCAGAGGACCAGGAGUCUCGUAUCCGCUGCACUGCUAUCUGCUCACAGACCUCAGCCGUGGGGCUGGGACGAGAGGAUGGGACGAUACAGGCAGGAGGGAUGACAGUUAGGCAGGUACUGAGGACCAUUGGAUGGAGGACUCUACAGCGGCUGACCCCUCACAGGGGCUCGUUGCUGGCGCUAGGGCUAGAAACAGGCAGUGUGCAGUGUUGUCUGUCAGACCCUCACACAAAGCAGUCAGGGCAGAUCCACUCUCCGACUGGGCUGAUCAAUCGCACGCAGAGCCCGGUGUUGGAGGUGCCAUCGGGGACCUCUCUAGCCACUCUUCAGGGUCACACCAGGACAGUUCUCCACUGCCAGUUCACCCCGGAGGGACACACACUCAUCACCUCCUCUGAGGACACCACCAUACGGGUGUGGAGGUGGAGGACAGGUGAGUGUGUGGUUCUGGAGGGCCACAAGGAGCAGGUCAGAUGCUUCUCUCUGCUCACCACCUCACCCUCCUCAGAGACACAUCUCCUCAGCUGGUCCUUUGACGGCACCAUCAAGGUGUGGGACAUGUCUAGUGGUGAACGGCUGCAGGACCUAGUGUGUCACCAGGGGGCGGUGCUAGCCUGUGACGUGUCGCCUGACAGACAGCUCUUCGCCACCACCUCCGCUGACAAGACUGCCAAGGUGUGGAGCAGUGCAUCGUGGGAGUGCGUGCGCCUGUUGAACGGCCACCAGGACUGUGUCCGCAGCUGCCGCUUCUCUUGGGACGGCCGGCGCCUAGCAACCGGCGACGACAACGGAGAGAUACGGCUGUGGAACGUGAAGGAUGGUACUCUACUAAAGAUCUGUUCCCGAGACAACAAGGACGCCAUGGACUCUCUGCACGGAGGCUGGGUGACCGACCUGCACUUCUCCCCAGACAACACUGUGCUGCUGUCUACAGGAGGAUACAUUAAGUGGUGGAACGUGGAGAAAGGGGAGGCCCUCCAGACCUUCUACCCAACAGGAGCCAAUCUGAAAAGGAUCCAUGUGUCACCUGACUUCUCCACCUUCGUCACCAUCGACAAUAUCGGAAUCCUCUACGUCCUGAAGAAGGUGGAAUGAGAGGGAGGCAUAGCUCAUUAGUCUAAAGGGGGCGUAGCUCAAUAAUAGAAAUAGUUCUCGUCUCCUCUCCUUGCAUUGAUCUGAAAGAGCCAGACAGGUGAGAGCCAAUGUCUGUUAGUCAUCUGCCAUGUUGCUUUAGCCUGCGUUCUCAGAUCAGAGGAGGUGACGAACAGGAGAUCUGCUAAAGGAAGAAAUACAUCAUUUCUCCUGCUCUGCCUUCUUCUGCAUGCCAUAACAGUCAAAACAAUCACAACAAAAUUCAUAUCCUGACAAAAUUAACUAUUAUGCUUUUCUUAUUGUAUCAGGGGACCAUAGCAAAAAUGCAUUUGAUUCUUACUGCACUGGGGUAAAUUGCAUGCAAUAUGGACAGAUUUUGCUAUCCUCUUUUUAACUAGGAUAAUCUAUGCUAUAAUGAAAUGCACCAGUAUUAUCUGUUGUGAUUCUACAGUGAUGAUGUCAAACACAGUGAAUUGGUUUUGUAUUUCUAAGUGCACAAUGAGUCUUUUGCUUUGUUGAUGUCGUGGCACUCUGCAAAUGGUCAUGAGUGUCUUCUGUCGUCUUAAACAAAGUACAUGUAUUUUUCCCUGUGAAGUUCGGGCAGCAGGGAGCCUAGCGAUUAAGAGCAUUGGGCCAGUAACCUAAAGGUUGCUGGUUCGAAUCUCUGAGCCGACUGGGUGAAAAAUCUCUCUAUGCCCUUCAGCAACGCACUUAACCUAAUUUGCUCCUGUAAGUUGCUCUGGAUAAGAGCGUCAGUUGACUAAAAUGUAAAAAUGUAAAGGUCUAAACCUGUGUAUUUGGAGUAACUAAAGCCUUAAAGAUGGAGUCCGCAGUAUGGGAAAGCCUCCCCACCACUGUUUUUUUGUUGUUGUCCGGGCUGAGGAGCGUCACACAGCAUGGUAAAACUAAUAGCAGGACAUAUUGUGCUCUUUUAUCGCGCAUGCACUGAUGUCUGAGGGGGAAAACUGUUGGUCGUUUCCAGUAACUUCUUUGUUGUUGUAAUAUCACAAACGGAUGUGGCUGUUUCACCAUUAAGGAGUCCAGCAUUAAUGUUUUUAAAGGGGACAUAUACUAAGGAAAAUGUGGGAAAGUAAAGGAAAGGUCCAAAUGAUAGGGAUUUUUGCAGCAAACCAGCUCUCACAGUCUCAUGUCAGAAUUAGACGUUCAUCCAUGUUUCUCAAACGUCAAAUUUCAAAGAUGUUCCAAACGUCAAAUUUCAAAGAUGUUCUAAACAUCAAAUUUCAAAGAUGUUCCAAACGUCAAAUUUCAAAGAUGUUCCAAACGUCAAAUUUCAAAGAUGUUCUAAACGUCAAGUUUCAAAGAUGUUCCAAACGUCAAAUUUCAAAGAUGUUCUAAACGUCAAAUUUCAAAGAUGUUCCAAAUGUCAAAUUUCAAAGAUGUUCUAAACGUCAAAUUUCAAAGAUGUUCCAAACGUCAAAUUUCAAAGAUGUUCUAAACGUAAAAUUUCAAAGAUGUUCCAAACGUCAAAUUUCAAAGAUGUUCUAAACGUCAAAUUUCAAAGAUGUUCCAAACGUCAAAGUUCAAAGUGUUUAAGGUAAAGUCCAGGCAUUAACUCCAUAUUCUUAAGGUUAGGUGUUAACUCUGAAUGGUUAAGGUAAGGGUUAAGGUUUGGGUUAGGCUUAACUUUCUAUUGCUGUAUUCAAACUUGCAACCUUUGGAAUCAGAGGGAGAUGCUUCCGCCCAUCCGCCAUCCCUGUCCACAACGCCCUAGCAAAACCAAAACCUAAUUGAAGGUAACAGCGCCUACUGUUUCCCCCCUAGUGGCCGGUUUCCACGUCAUCUCCCAACAUCUUCAGACUUGGAUGGAUGUCAAAUACUGACUUGUAUAACAGGUGACCUGGCUGGUUUGCAAUGUUAUCAACAAGUCAGGUUACCGCCAUAAAUGCAAAAAAAUAUUGUAUUGGUUCAGCCCACUUUCUAGAGCCAAUGAGUAAUUCAAACCUUGACCAAAGGCAUUUGUCAGAAUAGCAUCUGUCGACUAUGUUUACUAUCAAGUUCAAUACUAUUUAGGACAUUUUCUACAGUAAUUGUAUCUAUAGCGCCUGUUUUUUUUGUACAAGUCCUUUUUUUAUUGUAUAUAUCUUGCUUUCAUACAUUUUGUUUUCUUAUUACUACUGAGCCACGCUCUAGUGAGCUUUAUAGGAAGGCACUAUGAUUUUUCUCUUGUGGUCUAUAUCAAGGACAUGGCCUUCUUCCAAUACUUUGACAAUGCGUCCUUCCUUCCUUCCAUCAUUGCUUGAUUUCAUCUCUGAUCUGACGCUAUUGAAUAGCUGACCGAUUGCUUCCACUUCAUGGCUGACAAUCCAGAGUCAUUUAAUAUCUGUGGUUAUUGAAAGGAAGGAUGUGUUUCCAAAGUAUUCAAUCUGGGCCUUGUUUUUAAAGUUAGAACAUGUGCUCUUACCUAUUGGUGCUUUAAACUCAGUGUGCAAGUCAAUCAUCAGAGGAGGUCUCUCCCUGUCAAUCAAAUCUGUGAAGUCUUGAGGUGAUCUCAGGACAUGAAUACUGUUAUGGUAAAGUGCUUGUGUGUGCUGUGUAAUUUAUAAUACCUUAGAGAAUAAAACAUUCUAUGACAGCAGGUGGCUUACUUACUCCUCUUAAUUUAUCAUUAAAUCAUUUGUUGUUCACCGUCCAGAGCAUAGGGUAGUAUUUGAUCUACACUGAACAAAAAAACGCAACAUGUAAAGUGUUGGUUUCAUGAGCUGAAAUAAAACAUUCCUGAAAUUUUCCA